AUGAGGUUCACUCUGAUAUCGACGAUCGUGGCGACGGUGGGUCUCGGCAUGGCGCAACUGUCUGGUAAGGUAGGCCCUUCAACUUCCCGGGAAGACAAGGCCGCCAAGAAGCUUUGCAACAUUCUCGAUCAUGGAGGAGUAGCUUCCGAGACAACAGACAACAGUAUGGCCAUAACGAAGGCCUGGGAGUCUUGUAAGGAAGGUGGUCAAAUACUCAUUCCAGAGGGUAAAUUCGGCCUCGGGAAGUGGAUCGAGCUGUCAGGUGGAAAGGGCCUGUCACUCAAUCUUGAGGGUAUCAUCAUUCGGUCUGGGAAUGGAACUGCUGGUGAAAGCAUGAUCACAGUGCAGAAGACCGAAGACUUUGAAUUUUACAGCGCUAGCUCGAAAGGUGCGAUCCAAGGAUAUGGGUUUGAGUUCCACGAGAGGAACUCAAGUGGACCAGGCAUGCUCAGUCUUUCCGAAGUAACCAGCUUCAGUAUUCAUGACCUGGCACUGGUGGACUCUCCCUCGUCCCACCUCAGCGUGGACAGGUCCGCCAAUGGUGAGAUAUUCAACUUGGUCGUUCACGGUGGUGACCGGGCAGGUCUCAAUGGAGUUGAUGUCUCGAGUACCAACAUUUGGGUUCAUGACUUGGAAGUCUCCAAUGGUGAUGAUUGUGUCGCCGUCAAAAGUCCAGCAAGCAACGUGCUUAUUGAGUCUAUCUUCUGCAACCUAUCCGGUGGCUGUGCAGUUGGCCCCUCUGGAGAGAAUACAAACAUCACUGAAAUCAUCUACCGAAACAUCUACUCUCAGCGGUGUAAACACAUGCUCUCGAUCAAGUCAAACGGCGGUUCGGGGUUCUUCAACAAUGCCAUCUUCACGAACUUCACUGGCCAUACCAAUGAUGACGCCAUUAACCUUGAUUCCAAGUGGCAGUCUCAGGAGCCGGCCCCAGGUGAAGGGGUAGAAUACGACUACCUGGAUUUCACUAACUGGGCUGGCACCUGCAAGAAUAACAAAGUGCCUCUGAUACAUCUACAGUGCUCGCCUGACAUCCUUUGUGGUAGUCUCAAUGUAGACUCCGUCAAUGUCUGGACAGAGGCUGGCGAUAGUGUGUCAUAUGUGUGCGAGAAUGCCUACGGGAUGGGCGCUUGUAUGAACCCUUUCGCUGGCAAUGGUAGAUACACGAGCACAACAUCUGUCACUUCAAUGGCACCAACGAGCUAUGCUAUCACAACAAUGCCGGCAGAGAUUACUCAGGGGUUGGGUGUCACGACCUCGAUCGACAUACCCCCUGUUCCCACUACCUACUUCCCAGGGUUGAAGCCGGCCAGCACGCUGUUGGGCAAAGUCUGA
Molecule: messenger RNA, 1335 nt
Organism: Thyridium curvatum
Lineage: Eukaryota; Fungi; Ascomycota; Sordariomycetes; Thyridiales; Thyridiaceae
Exons: 8
Coding region: 1-1335 (444 amino acids)
Biological process (GO): carbohydrate metabolic process
Molecular function (GO): polygalacturonase activity
Source: RefSeq, a predicted model, not a curated record